Molecule: messenger RNA, 1800 nt
Organism: Chenopodium quinoa (quinoa)
Lineage: Eukaryota; Viridiplantae; Streptophyta; Magnoliopsida; Caryophyllales; Amaranthaceae
Product: transmembrane protein 120 homolog
Exons: 10
Coding region: 332-1489 (385 amino acids)
Cellular component (GO): membrane
Source: RefSeq, a predicted model, not a curated record
AAGAAGUCCAAAUGUCAUGACCCUGAAUUAACUCAACCAAGGCCCAACUUACUCAAACACAAAACAUUCUAGACUUCUCUCAAACUUUCUCUCUCAUCCUCUUCAUUCGUCUUCUCACCUCCACUACUCCUCGAUAUUAUCACGUCGGAUUCCGACGGAUUCCGGCGACUUUGCGAUAUCCGACCUCCUCUUCUCCGGCGGACGGCGGCAGCGCAAGUUACUAGAUUCUUCUUCUAACUAUUAUUAUUCUUCCUAAUUCUUAUCAAAGCUCGAGUCAAGGGGCACUUGAGUAUAGACGGAACUUAAACAAUUUUUGCUAGUGAUCGCUCAGAUGGGGGAUCAAACAAAGCAAUCAGAGACAACAAUCGAAGAGGAAGUGGGGAGAGUGGUGGAGCAAGCAAAGGAAUUGCAAGAAGCGGCGGCAUCAUUCAUUUCGACGUCAUCAAGGGAAGAGAAAGAACUUCGACAACGUGCUCGUUCACUCGAUGAGUCCAUCGCGAAGCUUCGUUCCUCCAUCAGUUCUUUCACAAAUAGCUUGGAUCCCAGGCUAGUUGAGAAGCUUGAGGAUGAAUUGAAUAGAGCAAACUGUAUCCUGGUUGAUGGAGAUGCUUCAUCUUUUCUUCCUGGCAAAGUUGAGAGUUGGUUUUUAAAGAGGUUUCUUGGUCCUAUUAAUGUGCGAGCUAUCAGGAAGGAUGUCCAGUUGAAAGUCAAAGAGGAGUACAAUAGUUACAAAGAUAGAACUGCCUACUUGUUUCUUCUUUUUCCAUCUAUACUACUGAUUCUUAGAUCUUGGAUGUGGGAUGGCUGCAUGCCUGCUUUUCCAGUUCAACUUUAUCAGGCCUGGCUUUUAUUCCUUUACACAGGCUUGGCUUUGAGAGAGAAUAUCUUGAGAGUGAACGGAAGUGAUAUUCGUCCAUGGUGGAUAUAUCAUCAUUACUGUGCAAUGGUGAUGGCCCUCGUGAGCCUUACAUGGGAAAUUAAAGGCCAACCUGAUUGUGCACAGAAGCAGAGAGGGGUAAAACUUUUUCUACAAUGGGCCAUGAUGCAAGGAGUUGCAAUGUUAUUGCAAAAUCGAUAUCAACGGCAGAGGCUGUACACUCGUAUUGCACUUGGAAAGGCAAAGAGAAUGGAUAUUGUGUGGGGAGAAACGGCAGGAGAGCAUGGCCAGCUUUGGCUGCUUUGCCCUAUACUUUUUAUUUUGCAGGGUUUCGAGGCAUAUGUUGGUUCAUUGUUGCUUCAAACAGCAUUUGUUGGAUUUGUAUCUGAAUGGCAGGUGAGCUACCUUUUUUGUCCGUGUGUUCUCCAGGAAGGGAUAAUAAGAUUAUAUUUAGCAUCUUUGUACUUGAACCUUUGGCAGGUUGUUUUUUGUGGAUUUCUCUUGGUUUUGAUGGCAAUUGGUAAUUUCGUAAAUACGGUGAAAACUUUACUCGUGAAAUCGCGGUUUAAGGCAAAGAUGAAAAGGACUAAAAGCAAGCAACAGCUCGACUAGGGAUGGCAUUUCUGAAAGUUCCGAUAGCCUCAUACUCCCGAUUUCUUUUUAUUUAUAUCCUUGGUAUGUUGGCUUUGUGCUGCUCUGGUGUAACUGAAGAUUCUUUUCACGUAGUUGAGAUGUACACAUUGUUUUAUAGCAUAACCUCCCCUUUACCCUAAGAAAAAAAAAAGAGAUCAUUUUGUUUUGUAUGUGUAAUUGUUUGCUUAUCACAAUCAUCGAAUAUCGGCAUUUUUUUUAGAUUGCAUAAAUUAGAUUUGUAUUAAUGAAAUAAUAAAUGGGAUGUUACCCAGUUCAGUUUUGACGUUUUA